Clarias gariepinus (North African catfish) is the source of this 2048-nucleotide messenger RNA. RefSeq names its product docking protein 1a (gene dok1a). NCBI's taxonomy places the organism in Eukaryota, Metazoa, Chordata, Actinopteri, Siluriformes, Clariidae. Bases 100 to 1560 code for a protein of 486 amino acids. Gene Ontology annotation, cellular component: cytoplasm. The record is from RefSeq and is a predicted model, not a curated record. The transcript has 5 exons. Gene Ontology annotation, biological process: cell surface receptor protein tyrosine kinase signaling pathway; positive regulation of MAPK cascade.
CCAGCAACAGGAGAAGUUUCAUCAUCAGAGUGUACUAACUUAAAUCUUCUUGGACAACUCAGACCAUCUUGGCUUAAAUCAUCUUGACUUAAACAGAGCAUGGACACCCAUGUAAAACGAGGAGAGGUUUAUUUACAACACCAAAGACAUUCAGAGAAAUGGAAGCGGUACUGGCUAAACCUUUACCCGAACAGCCGUAAUGGUGUAGCCCGACUGGAGCUAACAGAAACAGGUCCAGAGAAAUCGCCAGUUAUUGUCCGGAAGCAGCCAGACCGCAAGAUCGUGAGGCUAGCUGAAUGUAUCAGCGUUGUCCGACUCCCCCCACAUGCAGAGGCUCUGCCAGGGGACAACAUGGCUGCCUUUUGUGUAGAUACAGAUGAAAAGAAGCUGGUGUUUGCUGUUGAAAAAGAGGGCUGCGGAGAGUGGGUUGAAAGAAUCUGUGAAAUUGCAUUUCAGAAGAGCAGUAAAAAUGUCCCACAACUAAUUAUACAAAUGGAAGAUAAUCAGAUCUAUGCUUCCAGAGAAGAAGUGUUUGAGUUUCUGGUGACUGUACAGCAGUCUGAGGCUUCGGUUCGCUGCAACCUGCAGGGACUGUAUUGGUUGCAAGUUGGUGAAGAAAUGUUAAUGCUCAAGGAUACUGAAAGCAAGCAUGGAGUAAUGGAAUGGCCCUACAAGCUACUGCGCCGCUAUGGAAGAGACAAGAUGACCUUCUCAAUUGAGGCAGGUAGACGUUGUGAUUCUGGCCCUGGCACGUUUGUUUUUGAGACAAAGCAAGGUGAUGAGAUUGUCCGUCUCAUGGAACUGGCCAUCCAGCAGCAGAAGGGCCUGGCUGUCAGUGCAGGUAGCUCCCCUGUUCUCUCACCUUUCUUCCCAAUGCCUAAACAUCUCAGCAGUGGCAACUUACUGGACGUUCACAUCAACACCUAUACUGACUCCAGCUCAGCUGAAUCAGACUACAUCAAACUUGUUACUGCCUCUUCCCAAACAGCACAGAGACAUCCCUUUGAAUCCAUUUCCUUGCCUGAAAUUGUGUACUCGAAUCCUGUUGAUGUUGUUCGGUUAGACAAGUGUAUGCACACACAAAGAGCUAGAUCACAAUUGACUGUAAAAAAUAGUAGUCCUGGACAUUGUUGUAACGAGGACUUAGAACCAGUGUAUUCUGAUCCUGUUGAUGUUAUCCAGCCUCAAUUUCAUCCCCCCAAAUUUUCAUCUGCUAAUCUUGCUAAAGCGAAAGAAACAUUUAAUUAUGUCGAUGAGUCAGAACCAGUCUACUCUGAGAUAUCUAAUUUCACACCAUGCCCAGCACAGAAACAGGGAAGCAUGGUUCAGAAUGAGGAAGAACCUAUCUACAGUUUACCCGAGGUUUGUGCAGUUCAAAAAACACAGGAGGAGGUUCUCACCAGUGCUGCAAAUGAUAGUAAGCAGAACACACCAAGCAGUAUGACAGAGGAAGUCAUCUACAGUCAAGUGAACAAACCUAAGAAAUCCGCAAAGCCUCAAGAAAAGUAUAGCAUUUACAGUGCGCAAGAGAUUAUGUCUGAAGAUCUUGGACUGAUUUAAAAUAGCACUGGAAUUUCUACUAUUUGUAAUAGCCAUUCAUAAAGAUUAUGUAAUAUAAGUAAAAGUUCCUAAACAACUACAAUCUCAAUGGGCUGGCCAUCAUACAAGUACCUGUAUACAUUGUUAAAAUUAUAUUAUAUAAUUUUAUUUGAUUUGAGAAGUCAAUGUUUUUUUGGUUAGGGGGUCCUUAACACUAUAAAAUGUUUCCUUGCGGAACACUUCAUGAUCAUGAAUCCACCAUUGUAUAGUUUUACAUAAAUACAUUAUGGGCUUUCCAAGAGAAACAACCAUGGUUCUAGUUUUUUUUUUUUGUUAAUUAAUUUAUAGAAUUGUAUUUAAUUUAUUAUAAUUUUUUUAAAAGAAAAAUGUAUUAUUAUCUUCAUGAGUUCACACCUUCAGCAAUACUAAAAAGAGGUAUGGAUUGAAAUGUGGACUUUUUUGUCAUUGUUGAUAUCCAUUAAAACAGUUGAUAAACAGAAAAAGUUGAA